Neltuma alba is the source of this 2730-nucleotide messenger RNA. RefSeq names its product probable ADP-ribosylation factor GTPase-activating protein AGD14. The record is from RefSeq and is a predicted model, not a curated record. The coding region runs from base 468 to 2585 and encodes 705 amino acids. Lineage: Eukaryota; Viridiplantae; Streptophyta; Magnoliopsida; Fabales; Fabaceae. Gene Ontology annotation, molecular function: GTPase activator activity. The transcript is spliced from 14 exons.
AAGAAUAAAAUAAAAAUUCAAAUAAACACCUCCCAGAAAUUAAAAGGGAUUUGCAGAGAAUUGAGAGAAGCUGGCUUGAAUGGAGAUAGAGGCGCCAUUUAUGACUACACCAUCUGACCGCGGACCGUUCUUAGAAGUUCAACGAAAUGAUCAAUGCCAUAAAAUAGAGACACGUCAUUCUCAUAGGAUCAUUACACCGUUAAAGUAUCACACAGAAUUUUCGCCUCAUCUAUCUCCCUGCCUUUUUCAUAACAUUUUCAUAGAGAGAGAGAAAAGAAGCUGAGUUUGGCUAAAACCUCCCUGAGCUGUACAAAGCCGUGAUUUCCAACUCAGAAAGAUCUUUUAUUCUUUCUCUCUCUUUCCGCUUGUGAAGUGGCUGUGGAUCGUUUGGACGCCGUCUUCUUCAGCUGAUGAAAAAGCUGCAGCCAAUUGAAGUAUUUCUUUGUAUUCAGUUAAAUUGAGAAGAGAUGGCAAAUCGACUGAAGGAAGAUGAGAAGAAUGAGCGAAUAAUUCGAGGUCUUCUCAAACUUCCAGCGAACAGAAGAUGUAUUAAUUGCGACAGUCUGGGGCCACAAUAUGUGUGCACAAAUUUCAUGACGUUUGUUUGCACAACCUGUGGUGGGAUACACCGGGAAUUUACGCAUAGAGUAAAGUCAAUAUCGAUGGCCAAGUUCACUUCACAAGAAGUUAGUGCACUUCAGGAAGGAGGAAAUCAGCAUGCAAAGGAAGUUUAUUUUAAAGAAUGGGACCCAAAAAGCCAUUCUCUCCCUGAUAACAGUAAUGUUGGCAGGCUCCGCAACUUUAUUAAACAAGUUUAUGUGGAUAAAAGAUUCACUGGUGAGAGGACCUAUGACAAAUCACAGAGAGUAAAUACAGGUGACAAGGAUAAUUUCUCAGUAAACUCGAGAGUUCAAUCAUAUCAGGGUGAUCCUAAAAGUCCACCAUAUGAUGACAAAUAUAAACACCGAUAUAGUGACAGCUCUAGUCCGGGUGGAAGAAGUCCUGGGUAUGAUCAAGAAAGUAGGCAGUACAGUAAUGAUAAGAGAAAUCCUAGUCAUCCUCCGAUCAAUGAUUGGCAUCAAGAAGAUAGAUUUGGAGAUGGAAGGAGGUUUGAAGGUCGUAUGGUAUCUGAUGGAGAUUAUAAGCUGGAAGGCCAAUUGCCUGGGCAAGCCAACAACCCGGAUUCCUCAAGCCCACCUGUGGUUCGGUCUGUUAGAGAUAUUUUGGGAGAAAAUGCAGCGUCUCUUCAAAUGAGUAAACCCUCUGAAACGAAUAGUAAAAAAGCUAAUGAUGGCUCAGCUCUCACACAGAGGACUGUAUGUUCCAGUAGCUUGACAUCCAACAUUGGAAACCCUGCAGAAGCUAAGCUUGAGACCCCUAAGAGUCUUAUUGAUUUUGGUGCUGAGCCUGAGCCUCCUCUGGCUCCAGCAAUUACACACGCCCAACAAACUAUUGCCCAAUCCAUUGUGGAGCAACCAAAUUCCAGUGAUGUCAACAAUUGGGCCUCUUUUGAUGUGCCCCCAGAAGUGAAAGCAACUCAAACUCCUUCAAAUGUAAAUUCACUAGAAUCCAUGCUUUCCCAAUUGUCAGUAUCAUCAUCAUCACCACCAGCUCAUGCUUCUCAAGUCCAGCAUAGUUCCAGUGUUGUAGUACCCAUUCCUGGGAGCACUAUGACAUUACAAAGAACUGGGAACUUAUCUGUUUCACCUGCUGGGCCUGCACCAGCACCAUCUCUUACUGCUACUGUUGUUGGAGCUGCACCUAUCAGCACCUUUGCGCCUAUUCCAUCCAAUAGUGCUUUAGCGUCACACCAUCUGCAGCCUUUGUUCCCUCCCAAUGUUGGUCAGUCUUCAAAUUAUCAGUCUACAUCACCACCAGCAGGAGCAUUAAAUAAUCAGCCAUGGGGUAUACCUCCAGCACCAACAAUGCAAGGCCAUCCAAACAUGUCACUGCUACAUGUGUCCCAUGUUAUCUCUAAGCCUGCCACUGAGACUAGCUCUAAUGCGGCUUCAGGAUCGCCUUUAGAAGUAAAACCAAGUGGAAGGAAAGAACUUCCUGAGGAUCUUUUUACUGUAAAGUAUUCUUACUUUCCUGCUGCAGUUCCGGGGUGGCAAAUGAUUCCUUCUCAUGGGAUGGGAACCUCAAUGCCAUAUAAUGCUGUGCCCAUGCCAAGUCUUCAGCGACCAUCAAAAUCAACAAAUCCAUUUGAUAUUGGCGAACCACCAGUUCAAACCACAGCUUUUGCUUUGAGAUCAUCCUUGCAAGGUGCUCUGCCAGGGGUAUCAACUUCAGGUUUAAUGCCUCCUUUAAGCCUAAGUAAUCCAUCACUUGCGUGGAAUCCACCUGGGUACGGAUUAAUGCCACCCCAACAAAUGCAGCCUCAUCCAUCAGCAAUGACAACAAGACCUUACAUGGGGCAACUAGUGCAAACGAACAUGGCAAUGCCAAGGCAUCAAGAAAUUGGGAGCUUUGGUGCUGAGGGAGCCGCUUUUGGCUUCUCAAACUUGAAUCAGCAUCUCUCUGGUACAUUUUCAGCCUCUGCUUCCUCAAAUCUCUCUUCUGCAGGACGGAAUCCAUUUGGAUGAUGCUAAGAACGUUUCUGCAAGGCCACCAAAGUUCUCAACCCAAGCACCAUCUUUUGCUCUCUGUACAAACUAGAGGUUUGCGGUUUUCCACCCUCUGUCAUUUAUAGCUAACCACAAGUGCAAAGAGAGAGAAAGAAAAGAAAAA